Messenger RNA from Linum trigynum, 321 nucleotides. The record is from the annotation of a GenBank genome assembly. Lineage: Eukaryota; Viridiplantae; Streptophyta; Magnoliopsida; Malpighiales; Linaceae.
AUGGCCGAAAUAGACAGCUUUAGGAAUACUGUCCUUUCUGCCAGGAGGGCAUCGAAGCCAAGCUUAGAGAAAUCAAAAGCUCUUGCUGCAGCAUUGCAUAAAACUGGGGGGAAAAAAAGUGGAUCGCAUUGGACAGAGCUUAUCUCCUUUGGACGCUGCAGUGAGGCCUUCCCCAGCUCAGAAAUGCACAUUUGCGGCGAUUGUGCAGACCAUGUCGAUCCUGCAGAAGCUGUGCUGAAAGUUCAUGGUUCAAAUCAGGAGCUCCAGAAGUCUUGGGUCUCAGCAGAUCCAAGUUCUGAUCUUUAUGCUUAUCUUUCGUAA